GUAAGUUGGAAAAAUAGAGAAUUUACUCUAAACAAUUGUUGAGGAAUUUGAUAAGUUUUGAGGAUAUGUGAAGAAUACUAGAAGGAUCCGUUAGAUGAACCUACCGGUCAUUGAUGAACAUAUGUAUUGUUUUGUAGUUGAUUGUGUUGGAUUGAUUGGUUGCAAUUGGAUGGUGGAAGCUAAUGGUUGGUUAUGUAAAGACUACACCCAUGUAUGUUGAGUUGGUUGGGCUUCAGGACACUACCCUUAGCUAGAAAAGAACCUAAGAUGAAUGAGAUGCUUAGAAGGAUUUGUCGGCGCAACUUCUGCACUUGUUCUCCUAGGCCGUGGCUCUUUGUUGGGUUGGGCAAUCCUGGGGAUAAAUACAGGGGAACGAGACAUAAUGUUGGUUUUGAAAUGCUUGAUGCAUUCGCAAAUUCACAAGGAAUUCAUAUGGAGACAGUACAUUGUAAAGCUAUGUUUGGAAAAGGUUUUGUGAAUGACAUUCCAGUGCUCCUUGCAAAGCCACUAACUUACAUGAAUUUGAGUGGUGAAUCUAUUGGCCCACUUGCAGCAUAUUACAAGCUCCCUCUCAAUCGUGUGGUCGUGUUUCAUGAUGACAUGGAUUUACCAUGUGGAGUUCUUCGUCUUCACCCCAAGGGAGGUCAUAACAGACAUAAUGGGUUGAAGAGUGUGAUUUAUCAUUUUCGUGGGAAUGGAGAGUUUCCUCGGUUAAGAAUAGGUAUUGGAAGACCUCCUGGUCAGAUGGAUCCCAAAGCAUUCAUGCUUCAAAAGUUUAAUGUAACUGCAAGAGAACGAAUUGAUGCUGCAUUACUGGAAGGAGCACAUGCCUUGGAGCAAGUCUUAUCCAAAGGCUUCUCCGAAAGUUCUAAUUGCUUCAAUACAACGCAGAAGUACAAGCACAUACGAUUGCAGACAUUGCCAACGUAACGUCAUGCAUAAAGGUUGAGCUAGGAUCAAACACUCACUAAAUUUGUCGGAAUGCAGCUAUGUGAACUGCAGAAAAAUUGCAGGACUGUUGAGAAUUUCAGUUUCCUGUACAAAUAUUGUAUAGCACUCCGCAUUCGACGACUGUAAGUUGGUGAAAAGAAGAAUUCCAGGAACCAAACUGGGGCUAAAUGGGGGAUGGAAGUAUAAAUUUUGCGUAAGAACCAUUUGCAUCGUCUUUCCAUAAUUGUACAUUGGCUGUGAACAUGGUAAGGUUAACUUUAUCAUCACUAGAGAAUAUGAACUUGACAACUCAAAACUUACAGGACUAUUGACAUGUAAUAAUUCAUGUAAUGUUUGUUAUUUAGUUGAUUAUUUAAUAUUGAAAAUAUUUUCUAUUUUA
This is a messenger RNA of Solanum verrucosum, 1330 nucleotides long. Its product is annotated as peptidyl-tRNA hydrolase, mitochondrial. Gene Ontology annotation, molecular function: peptidyl-tRNA hydrolase activity. The coding region runs from base 214 to 930 and encodes 238 amino acids. NCBI's taxonomy places the organism in Eukaryota, Viridiplantae, Streptophyta, Magnoliopsida, Solanales, Solanaceae. The transcript is spliced from 10 exons. The record is from RefSeq and is a predicted model, not a curated record.